This is a messenger RNA of Mus musculus (house mouse), 9667 nucleotides long. It is a transcript of the gene Bicd1, whose product is annotated as BICD cargo adaptor 1. Gene Ontology annotation, molecular function: dynein complex binding; cytoskeletal adaptor activity. The record is from RefSeq and is marked validated. The coding region runs from base 446 to 2953 and encodes 835 amino acids. Gene Ontology annotation, cellular component: Golgi apparatus. The transcript is spliced from 9 exons. NCBI's taxonomy places the organism in Eukaryota, Metazoa, Chordata, Mammalia, Rodentia, Muridae.
AGUUGGAGUCCGCAUCUGUGUGCACUGGCUGCCGCAGGGCCCAGCAAGCAGGUGGAGCUCAGCCUCCCACGGAGCAUUGGGCGGUGGACCGCAGUGACGCGGCCUGAGACAUGGCGGCCACGCGCCUCUGAGGCCGCAGAACCGGAGUCUCUUGCUGCGCGAGUUGCCCCUUGGCCAUGCAGCUUGGCUGCUGACUGCCCCGGCGCGUGGCCCGGAGGAUCCCGGCUGCGGUCAUCACCUUGCAGUCUCCAUGCUGCAGGGUAUAUUCCUCCCAUAUUCCAUGUAUUCCUCCUCAGUGCUUCCGGCCGUGUAGCCGCAGCUGCCGGCCGGGCCUCAGGGCGCUCUACCUAUUAUUCAUCAGGCACUUUUCUUUUCCAUUUUUAUUUUCAUUCCUAUUUGCUUCUCCUUUUCCCUUCUGCUUUGCGUCUAUCUCCGCCACCCCGCUAUGGCCGCAGAGGAGGCGCUGAAGACGGUAGACCAAUAUAAGACUGAAAUAGAGAGACUGACCAAGGAGCUCACAGAAACGACCCAUGAGAAGAUCCAGGCUGCAGAGUAUGGGCUGGUGGUGCUGGAGGAGAAACUGACUCUCAAGCAACAGUAUGACGAGCUGGAGGCCGAGUAUGACGGCCUCAAACAAGAGCUGGAGCAGCUCAGAGAGGCAUUUGGGCAGUCCUUCUCUAUCCACCGUAAAGUAGCUGAGGAUGGAGAGACUCGGGAGGAAACACUUCUUCAGGAGUCUGCAUCCAAAGAAGCUUACUAUCUAAACAAGAUCUUGGAGAUGCAGAAUGAGCUGAAGCAGAGCCGGGCUGUGGUUACAAAUGUCCAGGCAGAAAAUGAGAGGCUCUCGGCCGUUGUACAGGAACUGAAAGAGAACAACGAGAUGGUGGAGCUACAGAGAAUACGAAUGAAAGAUGAAAUCCGAGAAUAUAAAUUCCGGGAGGCCCGACUCCUUCAGGACUACACAGAAUUGGAAGAAGAAAAUAUCACAUUGCAGAAACUAGUGUCCACAUUGAAGCAGAACCAGGUUGAAUACGAAGGCUUAAAGCAUGAAAUUAAGCGAUUUGAAGAAGAAACAGUAUUACUGAAUAGCCAACUAGAAGAUGCCAUUCGACUGAAAGAGAUUGCAGAGCAUCAGUUGGAAGAAGCCCUUGAGACACUGAAGAAUGAAAGAGAGCAAAAGAACAACCUGAGGAAGGAGCUGUCCCAGUACAUCAACCUCAGUGAUAGCCACAUCAGCAUCUCAGUAGAUGGGCUCAAGUUUGCUGAGGAUGGAAGUGAGCCAAAUAACGAUGACAAGAUGAAUGGACAUAUCCAUGGGCCUCUUGGGAAACUGAAUGGAGACUAUCGUACUCCCACUACCAGGAAAGGAGAGUCCCUACACCCUGUGUCUGACUUAUUCAGUGAGUUGAACAUUUCAGAAAUACAGAAAUUGAAGCAGCAGCUUAUUCAGGUAGAGAGGGAAAAAGCUAUUCUUCUGGCCAACCUCCAGGAGUCACAAACCCAGCUAGAACAUACCAAGGGGGCACUGACAGAGCAGCAUGAGCGAGUGCACCGGCUCACAGAGCAUGUCAAUGCUAUGAGGGGCUUGCAAAACAGCAAAGAGAUCAAGGCUGAGCUAGAUUGUGAGAAGGGCCGGAACUCAGCGGAGGAAGCUCAUGACUAUGAGGUGGACAUCAAUGGCUUAGAGAUCCUUGAGUGCAAAUAUAGAGUGGCCGUCACAGAAGUCAUUGAUUUGAAAGCAGAAAUUAAGGCCUUAAAGGAAAAAUAUAAUAAAUCUGUAGAAAAUUAUACAGAAGAAAAGACCAAAUAUGAGAGUAAGAUCCAAAUGUAUGAUGAACAAGUGACAAACCUUGAGAAGACAUCUAAGGAGAGUGGUGAGAAGAUGGCCCACAUGGAGAAGGAGUUGCAAAAGAUGACUGGCAUAGCCAACGAAAAUCACAACACCCUCAAUACAGCCCAGGAUGAGUUGGUGACAUUUAGUGAGGAACUAGCCCAGCUUUACCACCAUGUGUGUCUAUGUAAUAAUGAAACUCCCAAUAGAGUCAUGUUGGACUACUAUAGACAAAGCAGAGUUACUCGAAGUGGCAGCCUCAAGGGGCCUGAUGAUCCCAGAGGGCUUUUGUCGCCAAGAUUAUCCAGGAGGGGUGUGUCAUCCCCUGUAGAAUCAAGGACAUCAUCUGAACCAGUUUCAAAGGAAAAUACAGAGACUAGUAAAGAGCCAAGUCCAACUAAGACUCCCACAAUCUCUCCUGUUAUUACUGCCCCACCAUCAUCUCCAGUUUUGGAUACCAGUGAUAUUCGCAAAGAGCCAAUGAAUAUCUACAACCUCAAUGCCAUAAUCCGGGACCAAAUCAAGCAUCUGCAGAAGGCAGUGGACAGGUCCUUACAGCUGUCUCGUCAAAGAGCAGCAGCCCGAGAGUUGGCCCCCAUGAUUGAUAAGGACAAGGAAGCCUUAAUGGAAGAGAUUCUCAAACUGAAGUCCUUGCUGAGCACCAAACGGGAGCAGAUUGCGACACUGAGGGCAGUGUUGAAAGCCAAUAAGCAGACAGCUGAAGUGGCUUUAGCUAACCUGAAGAACAAAUAUGAAAAUGAAAAGGCAAUGGUUACUGAAACAAUGACAAAACUGAGGAAUGAACUAAAGGCUUUGAAGGAAGAUGCUGCAACCUUCUCAUCCCUGAGAGCAAUGUUUGCAACAAGAUGCGAUGAAUAUGUCACACAGUUGGAUGAGAUGCAGAGACAGUUAGCAGCUGCAGAAGAUGAGAAGAAGACUCUAAACACUUUAUUGCGAAUGGCUAUCCAGCAAAAACUCGCCCUGACACAGAGGCUGGAGGACUUAGAGUUUGACCAUGAGCAGUCCCGACGCAGCAAAGGCAAACUUGGAAAGAGCAAGAUCGGCAGCCCUAAAAUUGUCAGCAGCCUGCUGCCUCCGUACCGCCACAGUGCUCACAACUAGCUGGGAGGCAAGACUACCCAACGGUCAGUCCGGACAUUGCCCUCAGUAAGGAACAGCCACAUUCCAGCUCACAGUGUGCACCUCUUCAUUGUCUCACCAAGCCUCCUUACCCCUAGUCUUCAUCUCUCAUGGAUGAAUAUCUGGACUGAAGGUUUUUUAGUCACAGUGAGGGCACUGCUUAAGAUCUAGCGGGUGUUUUCUUCUUGGAUGUUAGAUGUAUAUGUGGAUUCCAGUCCAUCAUUUUUGAAGAGUAAAGAGAGUUCAGAAGAAUAAAAUGAUGCAUAGACCUUCGUGUGAUCAAUUUCUGGUUUCUCUGAAUCACAGAUGACCUGCAAUCAAAUGGCAACAGUUCACUUAAAACUGAAAUGAAACAUGUAUUUCAGAUAGUUGGCUUCACCUCCAUAGCAUAAAAAAGAUCCAAGACAAUGUAAAAUAGAUAUGCUGUAAAAUCAUCUUUCCCUAUACUCCAAAGUCAGCUAUAGAUGUUGAUUCUAAUAAUUUUCAUUGAUACUUACUUUAUAUUUUAUUUUCUGUAUGGUUUAUGUUUAUAAAGAUUAUUUCUGUAAGCAGAAUUCAUUUAUUUUUAAAGAGUCAUAGUUUACUUAGUUAUUUAAAGUUUUAAUUUAGUUUAAAAUCUGAAACCGGACAGAUUCUGGUCCUUUUUCUUGCAGAAAAUUACAAAUGAGGUGCAUCAGAAUGUUAACAAUAACUGUUUUGCUGCUACAUGAAUAUUCUUUAUGCAGUUAUUUUCUAAUCAGUAACUCAUUAAUUGUCAGUUAUUUUUUUAACUAGGUUUCUUCACUAAACAUUUAUUAAGUAAAUCUAAGAAAGAGGCAAAGCUAUGAUUCAUUGACUUAAUCAAGUUUUGAGGGUAUCUUUAAUUUUUUAAAAUUGCAGUUGAGUAGAUAGAUAUAUUGGUGCUGCUCCUGUGUGUGUGUGUGUGUGUGUGUGUGUGUGUGUGUGUGGUCGUAUUAAAGAAGGACAAAUUACUUGAAGGAAAGAAAUGGUGUGCUUAUUUAAUGACCACAAAUUUUUUAAACUUUUCCAAAUUUAGGGUCUUACUAUGGGUUUCCCACUAAAAGGGAUCACAAUAAAUGCAAAAAUAUAUACAUAUAUAACUGUAAGGUAGCCUUGGCUAGUUAUUUUAUGCAGAAAGUGUAUGUUUUGUUGUUUGUUUUCUUUUUCACAAUGAAUCUUCCUUGCCAAAAAAAAAAAAAAUAGAUAGUAAACCUUAGCUCAUUGUCUACUUUUAACAAACACUCAGGUGCCUACAGUCAUAUUAUAUUGAGAUAAGACAUGUUCCUACUUAAUUUACAGAUUCUGCUAGGUAAUUUUAUGACUUUAUUUAAGGCAAUAGAAUUUCAUAGAAAAAUUUAGUUUUUGCAUUAUUGAGAAAACAAGGACAACAGCUAGUUGAGCUGUAAGGUCUAACUUGGAUUCCUCAGUUCUCAAGUGCUGCCCACAUAACUGCGCCUAACCCUGACUCCUUGUCUUUGUCAGGUAGCCUUAACUUACAUAAAACCAUAAAGGUUUUAUUUUUUCAUGUAACAGUAUCUUUAACUUUUCUUCAAAACAGAACUAGUCCUCACUGUUAGCAAAAAGAUGACUAGUUUUGUAGGACACCAACAAUGGCGAUUUUAGAGCUACCCAGCUUGUGGAGGGAAAGAUGUGCAUGUUUAUGGAGUGGUGACCUAAGGUCAGCUGUCAGCCACAAAGCACAUUACAGAAAUAUUUUUUGUUUGUUAUGUUCCUGUUGAGUACCAGUCAUAGUUACCAAAGCAACCCAAAGAUUUUGUGUUCUUUAUCGGAUUAAUAAUAGACCCUAUGGAACUUCUCAUCAGUCAGAAUCCCUACAAAGUCGUCCCUCCUGUAUUACUUGGUUGUUCCUAUACAUUUUCCUCAUUUAUUGGUGUUAAGUCUACCUGGUGCCAAUCUUAGUGAGACAGUACAGAUUUUUGUCAGAGUUCAAUUAAAGACAACUUCCUCUGUUCUUUCUAUUCUUUUCCCCCUUUGCUAAGCAUGAUUCGAAACCCAAGUGUCAGAAUUACUAAGUUAAUUUUGUAUUUGAGGAAAUAAGUACCUCAAAGCAAGUUGUGUCUUUGGGCUGGGAACUCAACAGUGGAUCUCUUCUCUGUGUAACCACUGUUGACAUAGCUGCAUUGUGUUUGUGAAUAGAGUUGACUUCUUCCAGUAUGAAAUUUAUCACUGUCUGUUAUAAACGAUUUUAUUAUAGUUGUUUAUUUGAAUAUAGUGGAAAUUUUUGUUUUGAAAUAUUACUUCUAUAAAAUAUUAAUUUUAACAACUUUAAUAAGAAGAUAUAGAAAUUUUGAAACAAAUUUCUCAUUUUCAGCACAAAAGUAGGUAAUAAUUGCUAAGCAGUAAGAGACUAUCAUGUAUUUAUGUAGUAACAUCAUUUAGUGCAGUUUAAACUGAGCUGUAUUUAUUUUUAUUUAUUUACGGACCCUUUCAAUGAAUAAAUGUAGAGUGCUGAUAAAAACGAGUACCUAUAAAGAUAAUAUCAGAAUGUAAAAAGUGAAAACUGGUGAAACAAAAAACCCAUGAAUCUCAAUAAGAGAAUUGAAGGUGCAUUUGAUAUUAAAAUAUAAAGUAAAGAAAUUCUACAAAUGCUAAUUGUUGUAGACAUUUUGAACAAAGGUGAGAGGUGAUGUUUAAGAUCAGUUAUCAAAGUAACCAACUACUGUUAUAAAAUUUCAUUACAUUGUAGUGCGUGCAUGUAUGUGUGUGUGCUCACCCACAACUACUGUUAUACAUUUCAUUACAUUGUAGAGUGUGUGUGUGUGUGUGUGUAUACACGCGCACACACACACACACACACACUAUCCACAGUAUGUGUGGGAAAGUCAGAGGAAAACCUACAGAAGUUGCUUCUCUCCCACAACUGUAUGGAUCCCAGGGAUUGAACUAAGAUUAUCAGGCCUAGUGGAAAACAUCUUUACCUGCUGAGCCAUCUUAUUGGUUCCCACGGUUUUGUUUUUGGUUUUUUAAUGUAAGCACAAUUACAAAGCUGAAUAGAUGAAUUAGUAUGCAGAAAUGCUUUUUCACUAAGGAUUUUCAUUAAAGCAUAAUAGUAAAAUAAAAAGAAGCAAUAAAUUGCUUUUGGCCUAAGUGCUUAGGAGCAUGAACAAAACUUUGGAUGUAUAAACCUUUUGCAUAUCUAAUUCUGGAUUUAAAAGAAGAGAGAGGAGGAAAAAUGAAUUUUGAAAACUUCUAGAGAAUAUAAAUCUAUAAAGGAAUGAAGAAAAGACUUAUUUGGAAAUUAUAAUUUAUAUUUGCCUAAAGGAGAAGAGGUACAAUAAUGAAAUCCAACAAAAAGAACUUAACAAAUGACAGAGAGUAGCUACAGAGCCUAUAUGACUAAAUGAGAAGGGUUAAUAUUACCUAUAGGAAAGAGAUAUUUUAAAGUGGAAACUUAAUCAUUCGAUAGCUAUAAAGAUUUGUUUUUAAAAACUGGAAUGAUACUGGUAGUCUUGUAAGUAUAGACAAUUUACAAUAAUAUAUAAUCCUAGGAGUCCACAAUUCUAUGAUUCUUUUGUUUUAAAAUUUAAAAUAUAUUGAAUUUUUACUGAUUGGUCAUAGAAAAUGUUUACUUUUAAACUAGGAUAACAAUCUUAAUUUUCUAAGAUAUUUAUUAUUUUUAAAAGGAUUUCUUUAAAGGUAUCUGAAGUAUAGCAACUCCAUUUAAAGAAGCUUCAGUGUCAGAGUCUAAAAAACAAAUAUACCCAAGAAAACUUCAUAAAUACAGUGUAUGCAAUCUCAUAGAGGAGACAAAUACUUUUUAAAUUUUAUUCACACACAAAGAUCUUCUGUCUUUAACAUUUGCUUUAUCUAUGCUGUAGAACAUGUUCUUAUACAGAUAAGCCCUUCUCUAUUAGGUAAGCAUGAACAAUUGGUCUACUGAACUAGCUAAGAAUGUGGAUGUUCCCUCAUAUACUAUAUUGAAUAAAAUCCUCUCCAGUAACCAAGUACAGGUUACAAAUAAUUAUAUGAAUAAAUCAAAUAUAUUUUCUACUCUGAUAAAUGUCAACUUUUAUUGUAUAAUUCAGACAAAAGAUUUAAUCUUUCUUACAAAGAAAUCAGUGGGCAGGAGUAGGGAGUAACUCAGCCAGGGGUGUUUGCUGAACCUGUGUGAGAGGAUAGCACCCACUGCACUGCAAAACAAACAACAAAACAAACACUGAUAUUUCCCUGAAUAAAAUCCUGCUCAUUCAAUCCAAGGAUGUCACAAAUGAAUUAAUAUUGUACAUAUAAUGAAAUUUGUAAAACCCACAAUGUUUAAAACUUUUGUUUUUAAUAAAUCAGAGUGAUUUAAAUAACCUUGCAUUAAGGCUGCAAAAUUUAAAUAAAUUUCAAAUAAAGCUGAAAGCUAUCGAAGUCAUGCUAGUCAGCAUGGCCAGUGCCAAGGUUGAAAAGUACUUACUUCAAAAUCAGUGUCCUAGCUCCUGAGUUACCAUACCCAUUUUCUGUAAUAAUAACCCAAGAUGAGUUUUUUGAAAAUAAAUUUAUCUUUAAAUGUUAUUUUAACCACCAUAGUCCCUAAUAUCUUGUAACCUGUUUUUAUUUUAAUACCCAAAAGAUUUCAAAUAAGAUAUCUUGUUUAUUACUCAAGAUAUAAAUUAAUGAGAUAAUUAGUGUUAAAAUUUAAAAUGUUCUUAAAUUUGGGAUUUUUCAGAAAUGACAAUCUGUUUAUAAGGAGCAAAAUUAACCUUCAUUAGUGUAAAGCAAGAGUAUAAGACGUUUGCAUGAAAUAUUUCACAUCAUGUAAGCUUUCCCAUAUCCAUAACAUUGACUCUAUAUAGAAAUCUUACUUGCUGUGUGAUCUCGCCAUUAGGAAUGAAGGAGGCUGUUACAUGCACUGGAUCUCCUUUCCAUACUGAAGCGCAUGGCUUUGUUCCUCAAAUUUAUUUUUACAUCUCUCAGAUGGAGUUAUUUAAUAAUCUGCCACAAUUGAACUGAAGCUUAAAUGACCUGCUGAUUCGGAUAAUUUCUUUGAUUGCUCUACAUUUGCUGAGAACUUAUUUUUAUUUUAACUUCUGCACAUAAUCAGUCUCUGCUCAGUAUACCUCUCUAAUGAGACCGUUGAGAAGUAAAUUUGAUGCUUCUUAGUGUGGAUGUAUGCUUAUUUUUUUUCAAAAAAAUAAUUUUUUUUUACAUUUUAUUUUAUUUAUUUAUUGUUAUUUUUUUAGACAGAGUUUCUCUGUAUACUCCUGGCUGUCCUGAAACUCACUUAGAACAGGCUGGCCUCAAAUUUGCAGAGAUCCAUCUGCCUUUCCAAAAAAGUCUUUAUCAGAGAACUAUGAAGUUAAGGGAAAUAACACUGUUGUGUUGACAAAUCUUUAUCUUGUAAGGGAGAAACAGAAGGAAUCAUUGGGUUCAUAGCUAUGACUAUGUGUCAUAUCAGAGGAAAUACUUUUUAAUUUUCUUGCCACAAAACUUUUAAGCUCAAUGGUUUGACUGUUAGAGUCAAUUAACAAUUUUUGAAAAUAUUUUAUGACUUUUUUGUAAUAUAUUCAGUGUCUUUAUUUGCAUGGCUAUGCAUAUAUGAAGAUGUGACUCUGACGUUGUGAUUCUUUCCCAUGUUAAAAUUUGUGUUGUGUGUGGUCAAACCUAAUUUUUACACUGUAUGAUUAUCCUUGUAAUGAUUCAGUUAUUCCAGCCUUUGUUAUUAUGCCUUCGGGGAGUAAACAAUGUGAAGUGUUUCUAUCUAAUAAUAAUAAUACCAUGAAAACAUGACUGAAAAACUAAUUUAAGAAAUGCCUUUCUUGCUAAUUAUUUUUGAAAUCCAAACAUCAGCGACAUUAUCAAAGACACGUGCAUUUAAGUACAAAAAGUUCUUAUAAAUUUAUUGCUUGCUGUUCUUUUUACUUUUUUGUAGAUAAUCCCAAGUGAACCUCUCAAGGGAGAAUCCUUAUGUCAUAUGUUUGUUUCUGUGCACUCAAUAUUUGUGAAAGGCACCCCACUGCUAAGGAAAUAACUAGAUACUAAUAAUUAUUAUCUUGGUUAAUCUUACCAAUUGACCAUACUGUAUUGCAAAACUUUUUCCAGUAAAUAAACUGAUUAUCUUUUGUUUAUUUCAUCAAUGUUAAAUUUUUAUUAGUUUACAAUUUUUCUGUUUGCCAUUUUUAUUUAUACCUACAAGAAAUAAAAAGUAUAGGAAUCACUAUAUGAUUAUAUAUUUUUAUCCAAUAUAAGACCUUAUUUGUCUUAACAUUUCUGCAUAUUUUGUGAUGUGUAUCAACUUCAUUUUCCAUUUUCCAAACUCAUAAUGUUUCCUUAAAGGGUAUUUUGGCAGGAAAAUGCACUUAGCUAAAUUAAACUAGAAAUGUAUUAAUACAGGAAACACUGUUUUAAUGAAAGGAAAAUGACACUUUAUUAUGGAGAUGGUUCUUUUUUUCUUUUACAUAGGAAAGAGCUAAGCCAGCAAACUCGAGGGAGGUCACUUUUACUGGACCUACAAUAUAAAUCAUGGUAGAUCAGCUGCUCUGAGGAUCAUCUGUUUUGAUUCUGUUUUAUUUUACAGUGGUGCAGGGUUAAGGAGGAAACAGGCAAGUAUGGGUUUAUGUGAAGUGAUAAUGAACAAAAAUGAAACCCUUAUAACUGACCAAAUUUAUGGGCCUGGUUAAAGUUGCCUCUUCUUCUUUGGCACAGAAAACAUUAAAAAUAAAGUGUCUUAAAAAUCAUUCCCUUUUCUAAAAA